AUGAUCAUGCUGCUCUUUCUGCUGCUGUUCAGACUCAUCCCAGCCAACUGUCUGGACUCUGUUCAGGGGCGCAUUGUUGGCGGAUAUACCCCGUCGCCAAAUUCAAUCAAAUACAUCGUGUCGAUACAGAGCUCGAAGGGCCAGCACUUCUGUGGCGGAUGUCUGGUCCACAAGUCCUGGGUGCUUACAGCCGCCCAUUGCAAUAUUGGGAUGGAUCAGAUGAUGUUAGUGGCUGGAGACUAUACUUUAGGUGUUUUUGAGGGGACAGAGCAGUACUCCAAGCCUCUGUCGCUUGUCCCGCACCCUCAGUACAACAGGAGCACCAAUAAUGCAGAUAUCAUGCUCAUAAAGCUCAGUGCGCCCAUAGAGCUCAACAGGUAUGUGUCCCUCGCCCCGCUCCCCAAACAGAACACAGGGCUGCUGGCGGGCAGGGUGUGCCGGGUUUCUGGGUGGGGCUCCACCAGCCACAGCGGAGGUCUGACGCCCCUCACCCUGCGUACGGUCAAACUCCCCAUCGUCUCCACCUCCAGAUGCAACAGCAGUAACUCCUUCAGCGGAAACAUCACAACAAACAUGAUAUGCGCGGGGUCCAGCACGGGAGGAAAAGACGCGUGUAAGGGGGACUCUGGAGGGCCGCUGGUGUGUGAUGGACGUGUUUACGGCCUGGUCUCUUGGGGAAAUGGCUGUGGGGAUCCUAGGUUUCCAGGGGUUUAUACGGCCGUGUCCAGGUUCCGCAGGUGGAUUGACCAGACCAUCUACAGCACAUUUUCUAGAUGCCUUAAGUCAGCUGGUCUUUUCAGCAGGGAAGACUAAACUUCAAUGCUUGCUUUCAUAUAAUGUACAAACACAAAAAUCAGUUUCCAAAAAAUGAUUAAGUAUUAAUUAAACUGUCGAUUAAUCAACACUGAUCAGCAUAUUAGAAUGAUUUCUGAAGGAUCAUGUGACACUGGAGACUUGGAGUAAUGAUGCAGGAAAUUCAUCUUGGCUGCACAGGAAUAAAUUACAUUUUUAAAUAUAUUACAAGAGAAAACAUCAUCUCUGAUUGCAAUAUUAUUGCACAGCAAUCAAAGGAAUGCAGCCUUGGUAAGCUUAAGAGACUUCUUUAAAAAAAAAAUUCAACAAUAACGACCCAAGAAGUUGAAGAAACAUCCAUAAAGGAAAGCAAAUUAAUCAAAAUCUUUUGUCAAGCCUCUUACAACUACAAUGCAGUUAACUCUAAAAUAACGUUAUUAAUAUGCAUGAUAAAUGCACACAAAUGUCUGAAAGUGAUGUUGUGAAGACUGAUCAGUACAUGUUUUAAUAUCAGUUUGUGCAUAUAGUUGUAGUAAUAAACAGUCUCCCUUUCUUAAGGAUAUUAAAUGGAAAUCAAUGGCUGAAAAUUUGCCUUUGUUUAGUUCAGUUGAGGUGUCUGGGAAGCCGUAAAAAGAUUUGAUGU
Messenger RNA from Carassius gibelio (silver crucian carp), 1435 nucleotides. Its product is annotated as trypsin-like. The transcript has 5 exons. The record is from RefSeq and is a predicted model, not a curated record. NCBI's taxonomy places the organism in Eukaryota, Metazoa, Chordata, Actinopteri, Cypriniformes, Cyprinidae. Gene Ontology annotation, biological process: proteolysis. The coding region runs from base 1 to 813 and encodes 270 amino acids. Gene Ontology annotation, molecular function: serine-type endopeptidase activity.